Messenger RNA from Telopea speciosissima, 486 nucleotides. RefSeq lists its product as uncharacterized. The record is from RefSeq and is a predicted model, not a curated record. Lineage: Eukaryota; Viridiplantae; Streptophyta; Magnoliopsida; Proteales; Proteaceae. Bases 1 to 486 code for a protein of 161 amino acids. The transcript has 2 exons.
AUGGCUAUUCCUUCCAGUUAUUUGUCCUCUAUCCCAAUUCUCACUGGGGAUAACUAUCAAAAAUGGGUGAAAGAUUUGAAACUGCAUUUGGGUCCCCUAGACUUAGAUUUGGCACUCAGGGAGCCUAAACCUAGUCCUCUCACUGAUAGUAACACCGUUGAGGAAAAGGCCAAGUUUGAGAAAUGGGAUAAUGCAAACAGAAAAGUCAAAGACACCGCCGUAGAGUUUCUGAAUGCUAUAAAGGCAAGGUUUGAACUUAACACAAAGGCUGAAUCGAGUAACUUAAUGAGUAAACUGAUGAAUGCUCAGUACGAUGGAAGUCGCAGUGUUAGGGAAUACAUCUUGAACUUAGCUACUAUUACUGCCAAGCUGGGAAAUCUUGACAUCAAAAUAAGUGAUGAUCUUGUUAUGCAUAUUGCAUUGCAUACCCUUCUUGGUCCAUACAAGGUUCUCCAAUCUACCUAUACUGCACUGAGGGACAAGUAG